Messenger RNA from Daphnia pulicaria, 1417 nucleotides. RefSeq lists its product as uncharacterized. The record is from RefSeq and is a predicted model, not a curated record. NCBI's taxonomy places the organism in Eukaryota, Metazoa, Arthropoda, Branchiopoda, Diplostraca, Daphniidae. The transcript has 4 exons. The coding region runs from base 68 to 598 and encodes 176 amino acids.
ACUAAGCCAUGAAAUAUUGAUCAUAAAAAAGGAAGUAGUUGGCUUGAAACAUCAAUCUUUUCAUUUAAUGCAAUUCAUUACUCCGCCGUCUACCCCACCUUUCUCCUUUUUUCAUUCCUGGACCAUUUCAGAACGUCAAAAGAUUGAGGAAAGGAGGAGAUCAAAUCUCAUACGUGAGGUGCAGCUCAAAACUCGACAUGAAAAAUUGAAGAAAAACAGACAGUAUGCUGAAGCUACUUUGGAGAGAUUUAAGCGGAAUGAGGCAUUGGCCAAAAAGGAGCUGGCUCAUUCCGAAAUAUUGAUCAUAAAUAAAGGAAGUAGUCCAGGCUUGAAACACAAAUCUUUUCAUUUAAUGCAAUUCAUUACUCCACCGUCUCCCCCACCUUUCUUCUUUCUUCAUUCCUGGACCAUUUCAGAACGUCAAAGGAUUGAGGAAAGGGUGAGAUCAAAUCUCAUACGUGAGGUGCAGCUCAAAACUCGACAUGAAAAAUUGAAGAAAAAUAGACAGAAUGCUGAAGCUACUUUGGAGAGAUUUAAGCGGAAUGAGGCAUUGGCCAAAAAGGAGCUGGCCUCAUUCCGAAAUAUUGAUCAUAAAUAAAGGAAGUAGUCCAGGCUUGAAACAUCAAUCUUUUCAUUUAAUGCAAUUCAUUACUCCGCCGUCUUCCCCACCUUUCUUCAUUCCUGGACCAUUUCAGAACGUCAAAGGAUUGAGGAAAGGAGGAGAUCAAAUCUCAUACGUGAGGUGCAGCUCAAAACUCGACAUGAAAAAUUGAAGGAAAACAGACAGUAUGCUGAAGCUACUUUGGAGAGAUUUAAGCGGAAUGAGGCAUUGGUCAAACAGGAGCUGGCCUCAUUCCGCUCCAAAAUGUGCAAAGAUGAGGCUGAGGCUAAAAGGAUGUUUGGCGAUGCUGUUAAGUUGUUUGAUUUGUUUGAUUUGUUUUUUUCAAUUUUUUCUAUUUAUGUUUGUUUUUGUGUAUUUUGUUGGUUGUUCCUGUUAUCACUGUUUAUUUGUAAUCCAUAAAACAAUGAUACGUAGAAUGCAGCUUAAACUUAAAUAUAAGAAAAUGAAGAGAACAGUAAGUUCUAGUAAACAACAGUAAGUUCUAGUAAGUUAUUUCUGGUUUGUGUUUUUCUAUAUUUGUUUUUCUUUCAGUGCUCAAGCAAGUUUGGAGAAAUUUUUGCGGAAUGAGGCAUUGGCCAAAAAGGAACUUGCCUCAUUCCACUCACAAAUGUUUAAUAAGGAUGAAGCGGAAGCAGUACGGAUAUUAAGCACCAUACACAUUUUUUUAUUCUAUUAAUAUUUUUCUUUUUCUUGUGUUUGUGGUUAUCCUGAUGUUUUUUUUUGUUAUUGGUUUUUUACGUAAUCUGAUUCAACUGGCAUUGCCAACAUUGUAAAUAUAGACAUUGGUGAAGAUUA